This is a messenger RNA of Alligator sinensis (Chinese alligator), 1576 nucleotides long. RefSeq names its product homeobox B7 (gene HOXB7). Gene Ontology annotation, molecular function: RNA polymerase II cis-regulatory region sequence-specific DNA binding; DNA-binding transcription factor activity, RNA polymerase II-specific. Gene Ontology annotation, biological process: regulation of transcription by RNA polymerase II; anterior/posterior pattern specification. Gene Ontology annotation, cellular component: nucleus. Bases 892 to 1545 code for a protein of 217 amino acids. The record is from RefSeq and is a predicted model, not a curated record. NCBI's taxonomy places the organism in Eukaryota, Metazoa, Chordata, Crocodylia, Alligatoridae. The transcript is spliced from 2 exons.
UCCUCCUCCUUGGAAUAAAUGAGACAGGUUACUUUUUUGGAAGGUUUGUCUGCUUCCCCAGCAGAAAGCAAGUCAGCCAGCUGGUAACGUUUUACUUGUAACUGUAAUUGGCUCCCCCAGAACCGCUGACACGCUGAACAAGGGAUCUGUAGAGUCUUUUAUUUUUCGCAACAAGGAAAAAAAAAGAGCAAAUGCCAGCUCAAUGCGUAGCUCGACGCCUGUGGCAUUGGAAUAAAUUAAAUAUAGAGCUGAAUGGCAUUUAGGGAAGGGGGGGGACCCGAAAGUAAUAGGUAUCAAUGAGACAUUUGUCUUUUGGGUGCUAGAGCUAGGAGGGGGGGGAGGGGGAAAUUAUGUAGAGUCUCGUGAAAAACUAUGACAAAGACAGUGAAAUGGGGCGAAGGAAGAGAUUUCAGAGGGAAUCAAUAAAAGAAUAAAUAGGGCUCCGUUCAUUUAUUUCUUCCAGCAAAAAAGGGGGGGAGAGAGAGAGAGAGAGGCUGGUUUAUCACCAAUGUGCUUUUCCCCUCUCUCUGUUUCUCUCUCUCUUUCUUCCUUUCUUCGUCUCAGUUGAAAACUGAUUACAGGUUGCUUAUCGACUCGAGCACAAUUCCACCCCUUCUCGCAUAGAUCUUGGAGGGUUUAGAUCCCAUCAAUUAUUUAUCAUAUUUUAUAAAUCCAACAGUACUACAAUUUUUUUUUCCACAUUACAAGGAGCCAGUGGGGGAGCUGGCCGUUGAUUGGAGCUGGCAAAAUCACGUGCCCCGGAGUCACAUGGUCAGGGAGGAAAAAGGGGUCCUUUUUGGUGUAAAUCUGGACUCUAAUUCCGUAAUAUAUCACGGUACCUCGUAAAACCGACACUAAAACGUCCCGGCCUACAAAUCACCCGGCCAAAUUAUGAGUUCAUUGUAUUAUGCGAAUGCUUUAUUUUCUAAAUAUCAACCCGCAAGUUCGGUUUUCCCAUCCGGAGUCUUUCCUGAGCAAACUUCUUGCGCUUUUGCCUCCAACACCCAACGAACGGGUUAUGGCUCUGGGUCGAGUUCCUCCUUCGCUGCCUCCAUGCCUGGGUUAUACACCAAUGGUAGCAGCAUGCACCCGCAGCCCGCUAGCAUGUACUCCACCAGCUACGGCCUGGAAAGCAGUUCUUUCAACAUGCACUGUUCUCCCUUUGAGCAAAACCUCUCAAUGAUGUGCCCCGGAGAUGCCUCCAAGCAGAACUGCAACAAAACGGAUCAGAGGGACUCAGACUUGCAAAACGAGAGUAACUUCCGGAUCUACCCCUGGAUGAGGAGUACAGGGACCGACAGAAAGCGGGGCCGGCAGACCUACACCAGGUACCAGACCCUGGAGCUGGAGAAAGAAUUCCACUAUAAUCGCUACUUGACGCGGAGGAGACGCAUCGAAAUCGCCCAUGCCUUGUGCCUGACAGAGAGACAGAUCAAAAUCUGGUUUCAGAACAGACGCAUGAAGUGGAAAAAGGAAAAUAAAACCGCCUGCCCUGGUUCAAAUAGCCAGGAAAAGCCAGACGCGGAGGACGAUGAGGAAGAGUGAAAGAGAGAGAUUGUGGGGUGGGUUGGGGAAG